UUCAAAACCCUCCAAAACCCUUUUAGUUCCCAUUAUAAAUACUCAAUCCCUAGAUCCAAUAAAUUCACCAUUCAAUCAAAAAAACCCAAAUCAAUCACAUCUCUUCAAUCAAAGAUGCCUUCGAUGCCAGAAGAGCCGCUUCUAACCCCAACCCCAGACAGAUUCUGUAUGUUCCCAAUCCACUACCCACAGAUCUGGGAGAUGUACAAGAAAGCCGAAGCAUCCUUCUGGACCGCUGAAGAAGUAGAUCUCUCACAAGACAACCGCGAUUGGGAGAACAGUCUCAACGACGGCGAACGUCACUUCAUCAAACACGUCCUCGCUUUCUUCGCUGCAUCCGACGGAAUCGUUUUAGAGAAUCUCGCUUCUCGGUUCAUGUCCGAUGUCCAAGUCUCGGAGGCGCGUGCUUUCUACGGUUUCCAGAUCGCGAUUGAGAAUAUUCAUUCUGAGAUGUAUAGUCUUCUUCUCGAUACUUACAUCAAAGAUAACAAAGAGAGAGACCAUCUCUUCCGCGCGAUUGAGACGAUUCCUUGCGUCGCGAAGAAAGCUCAGUGGGCGAUGAAAUGGAUCGACGGAUCUCAGACCUUUGCUGAACGAAUCGUUGCUUUCGCUUGUGUUGAAGGUAUCUUCUUCUCCGGAAGCUUCUGCUCCAUCUUCUGGCUUAAGAAACGAGGACUCAUGCCUGGGUUAACUUUCUCAAACGAAUUGAUCUCUCGAGACGAAGGCUUACACUGCGACUUCGCGUGCCUUAUCUACACGCUUCUCAAAACGAAGCUUAGCGAAGAGCGCGUGAAGUCGAUCGUAUGCGACGCGGUGGAGAUCGAGAGGGAGUUUGUGUGCGACGCGCUUCCUUGCGCGUUGGUUGGGAUGAACCAGGAUUUGAUGAGUCAGUAUAUUGAGUUUGUAGCGGAUAGGCUUUUGGGUGCGCUUGGGUACGGGAAGGUGUAUGGUGUGACUAAUCCUUUUGAUUGGAUGGAACUUAUCUCGCUUCAAGGGAAGACGAACUUCUUCGAGAAACGCGUUGGCGAUUACCAAAAGGCUUCCGUUAUGUCUAGCGUUAACGGCAACGGCGCGAUUGAUAAUCACGUCUUCUCUCUCGACGAAGAUUUUUAAGGAGCUUUCUUAAUAUUAUUAUAAUUACUAUUAUACCCUUGUAAUAUUGCCGUGUAUCUUGGUUUUAUUAAUGAAUAAUUUAGUUGCUCUUUUCCUCCUUAA
This is a messenger RNA of Capsella rubella, 1215 nucleotides long. Its product is annotated as ribonucleoside-diphosphate reductase small chain C. The transcript has a single exon. Gene Ontology annotation, biological process: deoxyribonucleotide biosynthetic process. NCBI's taxonomy places the organism in Eukaryota, Viridiplantae, Streptophyta, Magnoliopsida, Brassicales, Brassicaceae. Gene Ontology annotation, molecular function: oxidoreductase activity. Bases 115 to 1113 code for a protein of 332 amino acids. The record is from RefSeq and is a predicted model, not a curated record.